Molecule: messenger RNA, 2586 nt
Organism: Vitis riparia (riverbank grape)
Lineage: Eukaryota; Viridiplantae; Streptophyta; Magnoliopsida; Vitales; Vitaceae
Product: probable pre-mRNA-splicing factor ATP-dependent RNA helicase DEAH9
Exons: 23
Coding region: 70-2157 (695 amino acids)
Cellular component (GO): intracellular anatomical structure
Molecular function (GO): ATP hydrolysis activity; RNA binding
Source: RefSeq, a predicted model, not a curated record
CAGGCUGCGAACAAAUGCUUUGUGGUGAGAGUCUACAAUCGGAGAGGUGGAAUCAAAAUCGUUGAUGAAAUGAGUCAGUUCUGGAAACCAGGGUCGGAGAAGCCUCGCCUCCUCGACGACGAGGAAGGCGGAGUUCUCUUCUACUCCGCUUCUGCUUCUUCCUCCUCUGGAUUUGGGUAUUCGAACAUCGAGAAGCAGAGGCAGAGGCUUCCAGUCUACAAGUACCGAACCGCUAUUCUCUAUUUAGUGGAGACUCACGCCACCACCAUUAUUGUUGGAGAGACUGGUAGUGGAAAAACCACCCAGAUUCCGCAGUACCUCAAAGAAGCAGGUUGGGCAGAUGGUGGCCGUGUAAUAGCUUGCACCCAACCAAGACGUCUUGCUGUCCAGGCCGUUGCUUCAAGGGUGGCUGAGGAGAUGGGUGUCAAGCUAGGGGAGGAAGUUGGCUAUACAAUUCGAUUUGAAGAUCUUAGUAAAACAGGUGUAACGAUGGUAAAAUUUCUCACAGAUGGGGUGUUACUAAGGGAAAUGAUGGAUGAUCCCCUUUUAACAAAGUAUAGUGUCAUAAUGGUAGAUGAGGCUCAUGAAAGGUCCCUGUCAACGGACAUCUUAUUAGGUCUCCUGAAAAAGAUCCAACGGCGUCGACCUGAGCUGCGUCUGAUAAUCUCAUCAGCUACAAUUGAAGCAAAAUCAAUGUCCACUUUCUUCCAGACCAGCAGAAAGCGUCGAGGUCUGGAAGGUGAGGAGUCAGGACCAAGGACAGAUCCUGCCAUUCUAUCGGUUGAGGGUAGAGGAUUUAAUGUGCAAAUUCAUCAUAUUGAGGAGCCUGUCCCAGACUAUCUUCAAGCUGCUGUUUCAACUGUUUUGUCAAUUCAUGAACAGGAACCUAUGGGCGAUAUUCUGGUAUUUCUCACAGGUGAAAAUGAUAUAGAUGCUGCUGUCCAGUUGCUUAAUGAAGAAGCUCAAAAUAAUGGGAAGCACUCUUCAGGAUUGGUUGUUUUGCCUUUGUACUCUGGACUGUCACGUGCAGAUCAGGACCUUAUAUUUUCUCCAACUCCUAGAGGAAAGAGGAAAGUGGUGAUAUCAACAAAUAUUGCAGAGACAUCAUUGACUUUGGAGGGCAUUGUCUAUGUUGUUGAUAGUGGGUUCUCAAAACAGCGAUUUUAUAAUCCGAUAUCAGAUAUUGAAAAUUUGGUUGUGGCACCGAUAUCCAAGGCAUCUGCUAGACAAAGGGCUGGUAGAGCUGGAAGAGUGCGACCAGGGAAGUGUUACAGGCUAUACACAGAAGAGUAUUUUGUCAAUGAGAUGUCAGCUCAUGCUAUUCCAGAGAUGCAGAGAUCGAACCUUGUUUCCUGUGUGAUUCAGUUGAAGGCUUUAGGCAUAGAUAAUAUACUAGGCUUUGAUUGGCCGGCGUCUCCAUCACCUGAAGCAAUGAUUAGAGCACUUGAAGUGCUCUAUUCACUAGGAGUUCUUGAUGAUGAUGCCAAACUUACUUCACCUCUUGGGUUUCAAGUUGCAGAGAUUCCGCUAGAUCCAAUGAUCUCAAAAACGAUAUUAUCUUCAAACCAACUUGGGUGUUCUGAGGAGAUCAUCACCAUUGCUGCCAUUCUUUCUGUUCAGUCUAUCUGGGUUUCUGCUCGAGGAGCACAAAGGGAGCUGGAUGAAGCCAAGAUGAGAUUUGCUGCUGCUGAGGGUGACCAUGUGACCUACCUAAGUGUAUACAAAGGAUUUAUUCAAUCGGGUAAAUCUUCACAGUGGUGCUAUAAGAACUUUAUAAACUACCAUGCAAUGAAAAAAGUGAUUGAAAUUAGAGAACAACUCAGAAGAAUAGCACAACGAUUGGGCAUAGUCUUAAAAUCUUGUGAAAGAGAUAUGGAGGUGGUAAGGAAGGCAGUCACUGCUGGGUUUUUUGCUAAUGCUUGCUGCUUAGAAGCACACAGUCAAGGUGGAAUGUACAAGACCAUUAGAAGUGCCCAAGAAGUUUAUAUUCAUCCAUCAUCAGUAUUAUUCAGAGUUAAUCCAAAGUGGAUUAUAUACAAUUCUCUUGUCUCAACUGAUCGACAAUACAUGCGCAAUGUCAUUUCCAUAGACCCUUCUUGGCUUAUGGAGGCUGCUCCACAUUUUUACCGGCAACAACGCAAUCCUAUUGCUUCUUGACUGCACUGUAUAAUGGUAUUUUCUUUUCAAAUGAAACAGAGGAGGCAGGCAAUCAGAGGAACCAUGGAAAACCCUUGUACAUGUUUAAGCUGUUAUUUUGAGAAAUGCAUGCUAAAGGGUGGUAACUGCUCGCAUUUUUCACUGAUAUAGGAUAUCAAGAGCCCAAAGUUUAUUGGGCAAUAAAUUUUGGUAUUAAAAAUUCUUUCUUUCUAUCAUUUUUUCCCCAAUAUAAAUAUUUCUAAUGUAUCUUGGUGUAACUUUUUCUUGUGUAUUUGAAGUUACAAAAAAAUACAAAUUCAAGGAAUGGUAAUCUGAUUGGGAGGGCAAACACCAAAUGCAAAUUGGAGUGGCCUGACCUUGAGUUCAGAGGAUCUGUUUGUAUUCAUAAUUCAGAAUAUAUCAGCUAAAAAUUAUUACACUACACUCAAA